Lithohypha guttulata is the source of this 1581-nucleotide messenger RNA. RefSeq lists its product as uncharacterized. Gene Ontology annotation, molecular function: flavin adenine dinucleotide binding; oxidoreductase activity, acting on CH-OH group of donors. The record is from RefSeq and is a predicted model, not a curated record. Bases 1 to 1581 code for a protein of 526 amino acids. The transcript has a single exon. Lineage: Eukaryota; Fungi; Ascomycota; Eurotiomycetes; Chaetothyriales; Trichomeriaceae.
AUGUCGUUCACGCAUGUCAUCGUUGGCGCUGGGUCAGCAGGAUGCAUCGUCGCGGCUCGAGUUGCAGAAAAUCAGAACUUCAAUGUUCUCUUGCUAGAAGCUGGACCCGAUUGUCAAGAACCAGAGACACGGGUCCCUUUUGGUGUCAUCAGUGCGAGACGAGUACCAAUGAAGGGACAAUCCGAGACGUUCGAUUCGAAUAUAGACUGGACGGUCAAGGUAUCGCUACCAGACGGAAAAUCGACACACGUACCUCAGGCAAGACUGGUAGGGGGUGGCAGCAGUAUUAACGGAGGAACUGCCUUGCGCAACACCGUGGCUGACUCGCAGGAAUGGGUUGCUUUGGGAAACAAUGCAUGGGACUUUCAGAGCGUGUGUCAGACAUAUGAGAAGCUGGAGAAUGAUGAGCUGCGCAACACAUAUGGCGCACAUCCGAUUGCUCGCGCGAAUAUAUCUGAGGCUGGCAAAAUACAACGAGCUUUCGCACAGGGAGCUGCUUCGAUUGGCUUUAGUGCUGUGGAAGAUCUGAAUGCCACAGGUGCAGAAGGAGUUGGCCCUUCCCCAGUAUGCAGGACAGGCGACCGGCGUAUCAGCGCCGCUGAUACGUUUAUCGGUCCGAUCCGCAACGCUCCCAACUUCACAAUCAUGCCAAAUUCUCAUGUGGACAAGAUACUUAUCUCGAAUGGACAAGCUUGUGCGGCCGUUCUUGUAAGCGGUGACCAGAUCGAAGCAUCGCAAGAGAUUCUCGUCUGUGCUGGUGCAAUCUUUUCCCCGGCUAUCCUGCAACGCUCUGGCGUCGGUCCAGCAAGCCUACUGCAGCAGCUUCAGAUACCGUUGGUUCGUGAUCUCCCUGCAGGUCGGAAUCUGUCAGAUCAUCCAUGCAUACCUGUAGUUGCGAGACCGCGGGUAGGAGCAUAUCAAGAUACAGAUUAUUCGCUGCAGUGGCAGGCUCGAUGGUCGUCCUCUGAGCACCCCGGAGCUAUUGAUGCGCAAAUGGUGUGCUUUAGCUAUCUGUUCGUUGCCGCAAAUUCGUCUAAUGGAGAACAAGGUUUGGCGGGGACUGCGACUGGUCACGUCGCUGGUAUAGGAUGUAAUGUCAAUAAGCCGACUUCGCUCGGGACGGUCGCCAUACGAACAAAUGACGCCCACGAUCAACCAGACGUCAGUCCGAACUAUUUGCAGACUCUCGAGGAUAUGAGGGUGGCUCGAGAGGUUGUCAGACACGCGUAUAGGGUCAUCACAGGCUCUGCAAUGGGGAGAGUCGUGGAAGACCCGUUGACACUGACCAAUGCAAUCGUGUCAGACGACGAAUCCUUGGACCAGUGGAUCAAGUCACAAUACUCAUCAACGUACCACUUUACCGGAACGUGCAGAAUGGCUCUCCCUGAGAAUGAUGGUGUAGUCGACCAAAGUGGCAGGGUUUAUGGAGUACACGGUCUCAGAGUCGCUGAUGCGAGCGUCAUCCCGACAGUGCCUGCCAGCAAUACAAUGUGGUCUACGAUGAUGUUCGCUGAACGAAUAGGGUGCAGUGUGAGAGACACGACGGAUGUGAAGCCUGUCGUGAUUUUGAGUCGUCUAUGA